AAACUCGCACUCAUACGGUCACACUCAUACCUACGUCCCUCAGUUUUUCUAUUUAUAUUCACACCACAGCUUGCCCGCCCUGACAUUUUUUCUAAUCUCUCUCUCUCUCUUUUCUAAUUCAAAGAGAGGUGGCUGAUCUGAUGAACAAGUCUCGCUUCAGCAUCAAUCUUUGCCCAUCUGACUCACUCAAAGUCUCCCUCUUCCCAUGUUUCUAUCUCAAUUACCGCUUCCCUUUCCACUUAUUCUUCAUCUUCUUCUUCAUGUCUACGUCUGCGGAGUUCUUCGGUUCUUCUCAGUCUCCUAGGACUUUAUUUGGAUUUGUCUCAUUUUAACAGAUGAAGUGCUUUCAUUUCUCUAACUGGGAGAAGAGAGAGGAAGACGAUGGUGUCAUGUCUAAGAUUUCUAAAGUUUCUUGGGCACGUUCCCUGAGCGUCGCUUCCAGUAGUGCGGACGUCAGGCGGUUCGACUUUGGUUCGGACUCGAGGGACUUCUCCGAUUAUCCGGCUUUUCCCGACUUCUUCUCUCUCGGGAGACCAAAUGAUUUGCGAAUCUUUUCUUUCUCUGAGCUGAGAUCAGCUACCAGGGGAUUCAGUCGUGCGCUCGUGAUUGGUGAGGGAGGCUUUGGAUGUGUUUAUAGAGCGGUUCUUAGGGUUUCUGAUGACAAUCCUGAUGCCAAGAUGGAUGUUGCUAUCAAACAGUUGAAUCGCCAUGGUUUGCAGGGACAUAAGGAAUGGAUUACAGAAGUAAACUAUUUGGGUGUUGUGAAGCACCCAAAUCUUGUCAGAUUAGUUGGAUAUUGUGCUGAGGAUGAUGAGAGGGGAAUUCAACGGCUUUUGGUAUAUGAACUUAUGAGCAAUAAAAGCUUGGAGGACCAUCUUCUCACUCGGAUGCCAUCUCCCCUUUCCUGGGAAAUGAGAUUAAAAAUUGCCCUAGAUGCAGCGCGUGGUUUAUUAUACCUCCAUGAAGAAAUGGAUUUUCAGUUAAUAUUUCGGGAUUUUAAAACUUCAAACAUUCUGUUGGAUGAGGACUUCAACGCAAAGCUCUCUGACUUUGGAUUGGCCAGGCUGGGUCCAACUGAAGGGCUUGGUCAUGUUUCAACAUCGGUUGUUGGAACAGUGGGCUAUGCAGCUCCAGAAUACAUUCAAACAGGGAGACUGACUGCCAAGAGUGAUGUUUGGAGCUUUGGUGUCGUCCUCUAUGAACUCAUAACUGGAAGAAGGUCAGUGGACAGAAACCUACCUAGGAGUGAGCAGAAGCUUUUAGAAUGGGUUAAACCAUAUGUAUCCGACUCCAAAAAAUUUCACCUUAUACUAGACCCACGACUAGAAGGCAGUCAUUGUAUAAAAUCUGUCCAAAAACUUGCCUCGCUUGCUAACAAGUGUCUACUGAAGCAACCCAAGUCCCGCCCCAAGAUGAGUGAAGUAGUUGAGAUGCUUGAACAGAUCAUUGCCGAAACAUCAUCAGCAUCAGAUGGUAAUGUCCUACGUUCUAUCAAAGAAACCAAACAUGUAAAGGAAGACAAUGUUGCAGAGAAUGAAUCAACUAAACAAGGGGCAAGUUAUCUGAAGAGGGUAUUUGAUUUCAGAGAAAUUGUCAGCUUAAAAAACAGAUCCAGUGGGAGGUUGGAUUGGAGAAAUUGGACCCCGGGGUUGGUGAGGACUUGGUGAUGCGUUUGUGGAAGUAUAGUCUGAAAAUGCCCCUCUUCCUACCAAUAGUAGUGUUGUCGGAGCAGAUUAUUUUGGCGUUGCUUGAAACAUCCAUCAAAGUAUAUGCUUUCCAGUAAAUGGCUUUCAGUUUGUGGUUCUUUGUAAAUAUAUACAUAUGCUAGCAAAAGCUCUGUUUUGUAGCAUGGAUAUAAUUUUUGCUUAGGUAUCUUCAUACUUUCCCUGUAUAUAUGAAUGCUGCCAGAGAGGAAGCAUCUGUAAGGAUCAUGUUUUAUGCCUUGUUAAUGAUUAUUUUCUUUGAGAAAA
Messenger RNA from Macadamia integrifolia, 1970 nucleotides. RefSeq names its product serine/threonine-protein kinase PCRK1-like. The record is from RefSeq and is a predicted model, not a curated record. The coding region runs from base 336 to 1667 and encodes 443 amino acids. NCBI's taxonomy places the organism in Eukaryota, Viridiplantae, Streptophyta, Magnoliopsida, Proteales, Proteaceae. Gene Ontology annotation, biological process: protein phosphorylation. Gene Ontology annotation, molecular function: protein kinase activity; ATP binding. The transcript is spliced from 4 exons.